This is a messenger RNA of Oryza brachyantha (malo sina), 1079 nucleotides long. Its product is annotated as reticulon-like protein B8. NCBI's taxonomy places the organism in Eukaryota, Viridiplantae, Streptophyta, Magnoliopsida, Poales, Poaceae. The record is from RefSeq and is a predicted model, not a curated record. The transcript has 6 exons. The coding region runs from base 140 to 883 and encodes 247 amino acids.
CUUCCACCCAUCUACUCUCUCUCUCUACUUUGAAUACUUGCUCUUGCUGCUGGCGAUCGUUCGUCUCCGAGGGGCUCGCUCGAGAGCGUCCGUCGCUUCGUUCAUCUGCUGCCGCAGUUUCCCUUCGAGCUAAAAAAAGAUGUCUGAACAUUCGGAGAGUGCAACAGAAAAAAUCAUGAGCAACAUCAUGGAUACCAUUGCCGAGAACCUUCCUAAGCAGAAGUCUGGGAAGUUCGAUUUAGGUUCUGCCUCUGACAAAAUGAGGGACAAGCUGUUUGGUCGUCAGAAGACCAUUCAUCGAGCUCUGGGUGGUGGAAAGCCUGCUGAUGUGUUGUUAUGGAGGAACAAGAAGAUAUCUUCCAGUGUUCUGGCACUUGCAACAGCAAUUUGGGUUUUCUUUGAGUGGCUUGACUACCACUUCCUAACAAUUGUUUCUUUUGCCCUUGUUCUUGGAAUGGUUGUCCAGUUUGUGUGGUCCAACUUCUCAAGUGCGCUAAGCGGAUCUCCUUCUAAAGUACCCCGUGUUGAGCUACCAGAAGAGCUGUUUGUGAACACUGCAGUUGCAAUUGGUACACAAGUAAACAAGUUCUUGAGUUUUCUUCAGGAUGUGUCUUGUGAAAGAAACUUGAAGCACUUUGUGCUGGCAAUCGUUGGACUGUGGGCUGCAGCUGCUAUUGGGGGCUGGUGCAAUUUCCUAACUGUCAUUUACAUCGGAUUUGUUUGCGCUCACACACUACCUGUGCUCUAUGAGAAGUACGAAGAUCAAGUUGAUGAUUUCCUUUACAACAUUCUUGGCCUGCUGCGUGACCAGUACCAGAAACUUGAUCAGGGUGUCUUGAGCAAGAUACCGAAGGGGAACAUGAAGUUCAAGAAGAGCGAGUAGAUUAUCUGGGUUCUAUGAUUAGAACAAUCACAGAUUAGCGGGGCUUCAUUAAUGGAAUGAAUCAUGAACUUGUGCCGUGCUAUGCUGUGUAUUGCAGACAUUGGUUGUCAGUUGUCAUUGAGAGCUGCAUGCUUUCCUGAACGGGGGCGCUCAUUAGCUGCCAUCUGAAUUAAUAUUUCAACCUCUUUGUCAUGCA